AUGUGGUACUCAAACUAUUUGAUCGACAAAAGAUAUGAAAUGAUUAAAUCUGGUAAAGAAUUUUACGAGAAUUUCGAUAUCAAUGCCAUCAGAAAUGUGUUCAGAAGAGCCGCUCAAAUACAUAUGAAAAAGUCAUUCAAAAUCCAUAACCUUUGGUGCCUUUUUGAGGAACGCGAGAAUAAUUUUGUGGAAGCGAUCAAAAUAUUAGAUAAAUUUGAGUCCGAAAAUCCACAUCUGAUUGAAUCGAUUCUCUCUAAAAUACAUUUAUACCACAGAAAGGGAGACUUGAAUGAAGUGAACUCACUAUUCAAGAGCUCAAUCGACAAAUUCAAAGAUAAUCCUAAACUCCACUCUCACUUAUCCAUACGAUUCAGUCGUUUCCUAUUCAAAGUGAUGAAAAACACUGAAUCGGCGGUCGAUGUACUUAACGGCGCCCUUAAGACGGAUCCGUAUAAUUAUAGCAUUUAUUUGCGAUUAAUUGAUAUUGAAUACCAAAAGCGUGACAUAAAUGUAACAAAGAUUGAACAGUUAUUUGACGAUUUGAUUGCAAGCACUCAAUCCAUUGCCCUUAAGAUAUCAACCACUCAACGAAAGCUUGAAUUCAUGCAAGACUUUGGUUUGAGUUGCGAAAAUAAAAAUACAAACUGUGUUGCAAUCGAGGAGGAUUGUCAAGACAUCGAUCGACAAGUGAAAGAAAUAAUGGACGAUCUCUUGGACACCAUAUCAAUGGAUGAAACGAAACUAAGUAUAAUAUCUGAAGACACGAUUGGAGAGUCGAUGGGAGACAUUACACAACAAAGCAUUGCUAAUAUGGAUGAGACCUACUAUGAAGCGGAACAGUCUUUCCAUUGCCUCCCGAAGACCGACUGUCCGGACAGUAGUUCCCCUCCGAGUCGGUCCCCAAUCAGUGAACUCACGCUUGACUGCCAACCAAACGAUGAGCCAAAUCGGUGUCAAACAGAUGAUGAAAAUGAGAAGGAGUAUUCGCCGAAAUAUCACCGCAAAGAGGCCGACAAUACGACUCCGAAUCAGUCGAUCAGUGACUGGAAGUGCUCACCGAAUAAGAGUAAUACUAAGAGCAAUGAAUACGAUCCGUACGAUUACUAUAAGAACAUUGGCUCUAAAUAUGAUGACCUAUUGUUUCAAUGGAGUGACAAAAAGGAUACAAAAUCCAACUCUAACUCCAAGUCCAAUCCAAAGACCAGUCAGCCCUCGAGGACAUCAAUUCUCCGUGGCUUUGAUCCACUAUCGGAGCUGAGAAACAAGUCAUUUAGUGAGACUCCAAAGGAACCCAAAAGAUUUGAAAAUGAUUUAAAUAUGAGCACAGAUUUGGCCGAAAUGUUUGGUGCGAUCAGAAUCGCUGAGACGCCUAAACGACCCGAAAGGGUCAAGAGUUUCAGUGUUAGUCCCAAAAUGCAACAAAAUAUUGAUUGUUUGGAAUCCAAAGAACAGUUUCUUUUGAUCAAUGAAUUGGAGGACAGAAUCAAAGUGUUGGAAGAAAUGUUAACACAGAGAGACGACACGAUUCAAGAAACAAAGCAACAGUUGUUUGUUCUCAAACAGGACGACACUUUGGAAAUACGAGUCAAAGAGUUGGACCAACUCUUGCGAGAGAAGGACCAAACCAUUAAAGACUUGGAGCAACAAUUGUUGGACUUAAGAGUUGGCGACCAAUUGAACGAUCAAAGAGUGACAGAUAUGGAGAGACUGUUGCGGGAAAAGGAUAUUGCAAUCAAUGCUUUGGAACAGCAAUUAUUGGCUUCAAAUCUGGACAAUGAAUUGGAGGGAAGAAUGAAAGAGUCUGAACGGCUGUUACUCGAGAGGGACCACACCAUCACUGAUAUGAUGCAAGAGUUGUCGGCCGCGAAGCAAGAGAACGACAAGUUUCUCAACAUAAUCAGUGUUUAUCAUAAUAUUAACGAAGAGUUGGUCCGCGUCUCGGCGUCCGCUUGCGAUUCAAUGGCUGACGAGAAGAAUAAAGCGAUCGUUGAUAUGCUAACCGUUCAGAAGAAGUGCAACCAAUUGCAGGCAAAUAGUGAUAAAUUGAUGGCUGACUUAAAGGUAGCAAAAGAUAACGAAGAAUUUUUUAAGACUCAAAAUUUAAAUACGAAUAACAAGUUUAACGAAUUGGAGAAACACUAUCGAGAGCUUUACGAUAAAUAUGCGGCACUUGAGAGGCAACAGAGCUCACAAAACGGUAAGAAAGAGUUGGAGAAUGAGUUGAUGUCUUAUAAGAUUCAACAGAAAAAGUGCGAAAUGAGGAUCAGUUCACUGGAGAAACAGUUUGAUCAGAAGUGUAACGAAAAUAAGCAAUUGUCUGAUAUGGUCGACGAACUCAUUGUCAAAGUUCGCAAUUAA
Medioppia subpectinata is the source of this 2358-nucleotide messenger RNA. Lineage: Eukaryota; Metazoa; Arthropoda; Arachnida; Sarcoptiformes; Oppiidae. The record is from the annotation of a GenBank genome assembly.